Molecule: messenger RNA, 2418 nt
Organism: Tripterygium wilfordii
Lineage: Eukaryota; Viridiplantae; Streptophyta; Magnoliopsida; Celastrales; Celastraceae
Product: regulator of nonsense transcripts UPF3-like
Exons: 12
Coding region: 188-1660 (490 amino acids)
Biological process (GO): positive regulation of translation; nuclear-transcribed mRNA catabolic process, nonsense-mediated decay
Cellular component (GO): cytoplasm; nucleolus
Molecular function (GO): mRNA binding
Source: RefSeq, a predicted model, not a curated record
GUUUAUUUUUUUCCUUCUGUCGCGCAUGUCCAAAUCUCAACCUGGUAAAAGGGGCAUUUGGCAUCGUUUUCUCGAAGCAGAGUAUUGGCAGACACGAAAGAAAGAAGAAGAAGAAGCGUUUCGACUUUCUAUGAUCACUCACGCCGAGGAGGAAGUGGUUAGGGAAGAAUCGAUAUUGAAGUGAAGAAUGAAAGACCCAUUGAAGAGGACGAAAGUGGUGAUUAGGCAGCUACCUCCUUCUCUCUCCAAGACCGAUCUCCUCUCUCAAAUCGACGGCCGCUUCUUUGACUGCUACAACUGGUUCUGCUUCCGUCCGGGAAAGUUCAGCCAGAAGAAUCAGAGAUAUUCUCGAGCAUACAUAAACUUUAAGAGGCCCGAAGAUGUUUUCGAGUUUGCUGAGUUCUUCAAUGGACAUGUUUUUGUUAACGAGAAGGGACAUCAGUUCAAGACCAUUGUUGAAUAUGCACCUUCACAGCUAGUUCCUAAGCCUUGUGCCAGAAAGGACAGUCGUGAAGGGACCAUCUAUAAAGAUCCUGACUAUCUGGAGUUCAUCAAACUUAUUGCCAAACCUGUUGAACAUCUUCCUAGUGCUGAAAUUCAGCUGGAAAGGAAAGAAGCAGAACAAUCUGGUACCGGGAAAGAAGACCCUGUCAUUACACCACUUAUGGAUUUUGUUCGUAAAAAACGGGCUGCUGGGAAUGGAACUCGGGCCUCAUUUGGGAAGGUUAGCAGAAGAAAUGGGCAAAAGCCUUCUAGCAAACAUGGGUCACCUGCAACCAAGCGAAUCUCUGAAAAUAAAAAGUAUAUUCAAAAGGACAGCAUAAAGAAUAGGAAUCGGAAGGACAAGUCAAAUGCUACAUCAGCAGCCAGGCGAGAGGAUCAGCCAGCUACUCUAACUGCUGGCAGCACCGAAGGUUCCAUCACAGGAAUUACUUUGAAUGCUGAUUCAGGAAAGAAAAAAAUUCUGCUUCUUAAAGGAAAAGAGCAUGAAAUUCCUAAUGUGUCAGAAGGCAUGCUGCCGCAGCCAGGUGUAAUAUCUGCUGGAGAAAGCAUGCCCAUUUCUAUUUUUCAAAAGCAGAAUCAGAGGCGUGAGGCUGGUGGGAGGAUGAUAAGAAGCAUACUUCAGAAAAAUGAACCACGUCAAAGUCAAUCUUCAACUGCUGUUCAGCCUCAGCAGAAAAUUCCAAACCUGAACCUGGAAAAUGGGAAACAAUCUCAACGGGCAACUAAUGCACGAGGAGGUUCUGUUGGUCAUGUACCUGAUGAUAAAUCACCUGCACUUGACUCUGAGGGUGAAGCAAAAAGGACAUCAGUUGAUAGGUUCAUGAAAAAGGAUAUACAUGGUUUGGAUACAGUUUCCCAGAAGCAGGAAAAACGUGUAAGAACCAGGGAUAGACCAGAUCGUGGCGUCUGGGCUCCUCUUCGUCGUUCUGAUGUUCCUCCAAGUCAGGAAAGCAUAUCACCCACUGUGACACAGUCUACUCAAUCGCCUACUGAUUCUGUUGAAGGCUCGCGCAGACAUUUUGGUCAUCAUGGACCAGCCAACCUAACAAAGGAUGAAAGCUCUUUGAACACAACUGACGGGAAGCAUUCAAAAAGAGGAGGUGCAGCAGGCUUUGGUGUCCAUGAGAAACAAAUGUGGGUUCAGAAGACUUCUUGAGGUUCCUAUGAAUAUUGAGAUCCGGUUUCACCUAAAUUUGCUCUCCAUUUCCCCUUAUGCUGGGUCUCAACCUUUUGCGUUAUGCGAUAGUGGAUGAAGAACCAUUGGCUGUAUAUUUCUGGGGGUUGCUCCCAUGGCAUGAGUUCCACAGUGAAAUAUAGCUGGAUAAAACUUCUCUGGAGAGGCUAUAGAGGUUUAAGUUUAGUCGGUGAUUGUGCAUCAUGGAUUAUCUCACAGUUUAACCGAAGACAUAUAAUUCUUUUCAUGCAGAAGAGUAACAUUUGAAUUUAGAAUCAAGCAGGAUAAAAGCACAGCCUUUGAAGGUGAAUGCACAAUCCUCGCGGACUGUCUUGUGGAAGGCACUACUAGGUGGAGAAAGUCUCUAAUGAACAAUCCCCAUUUGGGUGUAUGUUGUUGUGGUGUUAUAGGUGGACACUUGAUUGGGUGUAAGUUAUUAUGGUGUUAAAGCCUAAAGGUAAACUCUUGAUUGGUUGUAUUUGUACUAUAGAUAUCCCUACACAAAGUGAUGCUGGCGGUUUUUUUGUUAUGCAUUCAUAGGGUAGGACAUUACAUGUUGUAGUGAGAAGUACUUGGAAUGUCAAAUGUUCAUGGAAAGAAUAACCCUCACUGCUUGAUGUAUUAUAGUCUGUGUAUCUUUGAUUUUCUAGAUGCAUUUGUACUAGAUUAUAUGAUCUUAUGACAUAAGUGGGGAUAGUAACUCUUUAAGAUUUCUGAGAAACUAAGUUUUGCUUUCUGAA